UCGACCACUGAAGGCACCUUAUAUCCAACGGCUGGUGGUGGUUAGAAGGUACUGAAGACUGGAAGCACAGAGAUUUGCCAGGCAGGCCCACCGGUGUUUAGAGCCCGCUUCAAAACUCCAGAGCCACGCCAAAAGCUGGAGGUUUUCAAGAUGGGACAUCCGAACAUCAUCAUUGGCACACUACUGUUAGUGUUUAUGUUAAGAAACUGUCACGGUAUUGCUGACACUGAAAGUCCAAUGGUUAUGCUGUGCUCAAGUGAUGUCUCCUUUACACUGGCGGUAGGGGCGUCAGAUUCAUUAGUAGCAUGGGUCGCCCCGAUUAUAACUGAUGACUCUGGCAAUUUCACAUUAACAAAAAGUCAUGGUGAUCCACCUCAGACAUUCCCAGCUGGUCCAACUGUAGUUACAUACUUCGCAGUCGAUGAUGCUGGAAAUAAUGCCACUUGUGAUAUUACUGUUCUUGUCGUUGAUAAGGAACUUCCAGUCUUUGAUUCCUGUCCUGGGUCUCAGACCAACACUACAGCUCCGUCUGAUAACAGUGUUACACUGAGCUUUGAAGUUACAGCAACAGACAAUGUGAAUGCCACUGUAGCUAUUUCAGCAGAUGCCUUUGUGGACUGUAACUACACGAGUGGUUCCGAGUUCUUCGUUGGCACAACGCGUGUAUGUUAUGAAGCUGUAGAUGAGCAAGACAAUAAGGCAACUUGUGACUUUUAUGUCACUGUUAUUGAUGGCACGCCACCGGUCAUAACUGGUUGUCCAAAAAAUGACAGUAAAUCACUGGAUCCUGAUUCAAACUCGACAACCUUUUCAUGGGUGGAGCCAACUGCAUCUGACAACGAUGGCAUUUUGUCAUUUAUAAGUAGCCAUAACACUUCAGAUUUAUUUUAUUCGGGUGAUACUGUUGUGUCCUAUGUGGCUACUGACAACUCCUUCAACACUGCAACAUGCACCUUCACCCUAACAGGACAAGACAUUGAGGCUCCUACAGUUACAUGUCCAAGUGACGUGCCUUCCAUGAAUGUGGUACCUGGAACAGCCUCGUCAAAGGUCAAAUGGUCAGCACCACCAUCAGCCAAUGAUACUGUUGAUGGUGAUGUCACAGCCAAUGUUGUGUGUACAGAUGAUAUGGGUAAUGUGGUGGUGUCAGGCGGCUUGUAUGCAGUAGGCUUAACAACAGUGACAUGCAGAGCUAAUGAUACUGCACUGAAUGAAGGAUCUUGCGAGUUUAACAUCACUGUUGUUGACAAUGAAGCUCCUUCAGUUACAUGUCCAAGUGAUGUGCCUUCCAUAAAUGUGGACCCUGGAACAACCUCAUCUAAUGUCACAUGGUCAGCACCACCAUCAGCCAAUGAUAUUGUUGAUGGUGAUGUCACAGCCAAUGUUGUGUGUACAGAUGAUACGGGUAAUGUGGUGGUGUCAGGCGACUUGUAUGCACUAGGCUUAACAACAGUGACAUGCAGAGCUAAUGAUACUGCACUGAAUGAAGGAUCUUGCCAGUUUAACAUCACUGUUGUUGACAAUGAAGCUCCUUCAGUUACAUGUCCAAGUGAUGUGCCUUCCAUGAAUGUGGACCCUGGAACAGCCUCGUCAAAUGUCACAUGGUCAGCACCACCAUCAGCCAAUGAUAUUGUUGAUGGUGAUGUCACAGCCAAUGUUGUGUGUAAAGAUGAUCUUGGUAAUGUGGUGGAGUCAGGCGACUUGUAUGCAGUAGGCUUAACAACAGUGACAUGCAGAGCUAAUGAUACUGCACUGAAUGAAGGAUCUUGCCAGUUUAACAUCACUGUUGUUGACAAUGAAGCUCCUACAGUUACAUGUCCAAUUGUUGUGCCUUCCAUGAAUGUGGAUCCUGGAACAGCCUCGUCAAAUGUCACAUGGUCAACACCACCAACGGCCAAUGAUAUUGUUGAUGGUGAUGUCACAGCCAAUGUUGUGUGUACAGAUGAUAUGGGUAAUGUGGUGGUGUCAGGCGACUUGUAUGCAGUAGGCGUAACAACAGUGACAUGCAGAGCUAAUGAUACUGCACUGAAUGAAGGAUCUUGCCUGUUGAACAUCACUGUUGAUGACAAUGAAGCUCCUUCAGUUACAUGUCCAAGUGAUGUGCCUUCCAUAAAUGUGGACCCUGGAACAACCUCGUCAAAUGUCACAUGGUCAGCACCACCAUCAGCCGAUGAUAUUGUUGAUGGUGAUGUCACAGCCAAUGUUGUGUGUACAGAUGAUAUGGGUAACGUGGUGGAGUCAGGCGACUUGUAUGCAGUAGGCUUAACAACAGUGACAUGCACAGCUAAUGAUACUGCACUGAAUGAAGGAUCUUGCCUGUUUAACAUCACUGUUGUUGACAAUGAAGCUCCUUCAGUUACAUGUCCAAGUGAUGUGCCUUCCAUGAAUGUGGACCCUGGAACAGCCUCGUCAAAUGUCACAUGGUCAGCACCACCAUCAGCCAAUGAUAUUGUUGAUGGUGAUGUCACAGCCAAUGUUGUGUGUAAAGAUGAUCUUGGUAAUGUGGUGGAGUCAGGCGACUUGUAUGCAGUAGGCUUAACAACAGUGACAUGCAGAGCUAAUGAUACUGCACUGAAUGAAGGAUCUUGCCAGUUUAACAUCACUGUUGUUGACAAUGAAGCUCCUACAGUUACAUGUCCAAUUGUUGUGCCUUCCAUGAAUGUGGAUCCUGGAACAGCCUCGUCAAAUGUCACAUGGUCAACACCACCAACGGCCAAUGAUAUUGUUGAUGGUGAUGUCACAGCCAAUGUUGUGUGUACAGAUGAUAUGGGUAAUGUGGUGGUGUCAGGCGACUUGUAUGCAGUAGGCGUAACAACAGUGACAUGCAGAGCUAAUGAUACUGCACUGAAUGAAGGAUCUUGCCUGUUGAACAUCACUGUUGAUGACAAUGAAGCUCCUUCAGUUACAUGUCCAAGUGAUGUGCCUUCCAUAAAUGUGGACCCUGGAACAACCUCGUCAAAUGUCACAUGGUCAGCACCACCAUCAGCCAAUGAUAUUGUUGAUGGUGAUGUCACAGCCAAUGUUGUGUGUACAGAUGAUAUGGGUAACGUGGUGGAGUCAGGCGACUUGUAUGCAGUAGGCUUAACAACAGUGACAUGCACAGCUAAUGAUACUGCACUGAAUGAAGGAUCUUGCCUGUUUAACAUCACUGUUGUUGACGAUGAAGCUCCUACACUUACAUGUCCAAGUGACGUGCCUUCCAUGAAUGUGGACCCUGGAACAGCCUCGUCAAAUGUCACAUGCCAAUGUUGUGUGUACAGAUGA
This is a messenger RNA of Asterias rubens (European starfish), 3264 nucleotides long. RefSeq names its product hyalin-like. The record is from RefSeq and is a predicted model, not a curated record. The transcript is spliced from 14 exons. The coding region runs from base 151 to 3264 and encodes 1037 amino acids. NCBI's taxonomy places the organism in Eukaryota, Metazoa, Echinodermata, Asteroidea, Forcipulatida, Asteriidae.